Kwoniella shivajii is the source of this 1776-nucleotide messenger RNA. RefSeq lists its product as uncharacterized. Gene Ontology annotation, cellular component: mitochondrion; mitochondrial inner membrane. The transcript has 4 exons. NCBI's taxonomy places the organism in Eukaryota, Fungi, Basidiomycota, Tremellomycetes, Tremellales, Cryptococcaceae. Bases 1 to 1776 code for a protein of 591 amino acids. The record is from RefSeq and is a predicted model, not a curated record. Gene Ontology annotation, molecular function: lysophosphatidic acid acyltransferase activity; A2-type glycerophospholipase activity. Gene Ontology annotation, biological process: lipid homeostasis; cardiolipin acyl-chain remodeling; phosphatidic acid biosynthetic process.
AUGACAUCCACACCACAACCUCAAGGUACAUCUUCAUCGAUGGUAUCACCUGCUAGACCGAAUUCAGCUCCUCCUUCACCUGCUGUGCGAAGUGUGACACCACCUUUACCGCCUUCAAGAGAUAUUCCUAAAGAUUUCAAAUCAUCUUUAUCUGCUUGGUGGUCUACUUCAUCUUACAAAGAAGCUAGAUUGGCUGAAGAGAGAUUGUUACGUCGUAUGGCAAGUUUCGAACCUUCCUCUACUGCAUCUCUUUCCCCUCCUUCACACUCUAGCACCAAAUCAGAAUCGAAAGGCUGGUUCUUCGGCGGUUCAUCAACAUCAUCUUCGGCAACGGCAACAACAGCUGCUAGUAAGAAAGAAUUGGAUGAUAAACUGCCUGUAGAAGAAGUUGGUCAAAUAAAAGAUCCAUUACCUUUGCAGAAUGGAUUAGUAGCAACACUGAAAAACGUUUUCAUACAAACUCCUAAUCCCAAUGAUGCCCCUCAACAUCCUGCUGAUCCAAGAGAAAUCACAAGUGCAAGUGCAACAUCAUCAUUAUCAGAUUUAUCGCAAACUUCAAUAAAUUCAUCUCAUGGUAAAAUCAAGAAACAUUGUAAGAAAGAUAAAAAUCAAGGUAAAUUGGUCGAUUAUAUCAAUACUUUGGAGAUUACAAGUAACGAGAACAAGGAUAGUAAAGAAGCUGUCGUGGUCUUACAUGGUUAUGCGGCUGCUUUAGGGUUCUUCUUUCGAAAUUGGGAUCCCGUCUCCCAUUCUGCGGCUGAAACAGGUCGGCGAACAUUCUUCUUAGAUUGGUUAGGAAUGGGAUUAUCAUCAAGACCUUCACCUUCUUUAUUACAUUCAAAUUCAAAUACACCCGUUCCUACACGUGUAUCCCGUGCUGAACAUUUCUUUCUAUCUUCACUAGAAAGUUGGAGAGAAAAAGUAGGGAUUGAAAAGAUGGUUUUAGUUGGACAUUCAUUAGGUGGAUAUUUAGCUUCUGCGUACGCGGUUAGAUAUCCAGAAAGAGUCAGUGGUUUAAUAUUGGUUUCACCUGCUGGUAUACCACAUGGACCUGAAUAUGUCAAAUACCCUUUAACAUCUGAACUCUCUUCAAAAGAUAAAUUACCUGGAUCAGGAUCAAGACCUACCCAGAGUCCACCUGAGACUCCACAGGAAUUAGAUGAAGCUACAAAUGCCGCAGAAGCGGAAUUCAACAAUGCCGGUCAGAAACCUUCCGCUUCUGAUGCUAAUGAAGCAAAAGGCGAAGCUAAAGAUUGGGCUAAACAAAGAGAACAAAGUCUUGUCAGAAGAAGCUUGAUGAAGGUGUUCGUCGCAGGAUGGGAACGUGGAGUCAGCCCGUUCUCUCUGUUGAGAGGAGCAGGACCACUUGGUCCUCUCUGGGUGGGAAAGUACUCCAGUCGAAGAUUCGCAGCUCAGUCCGAAGAGGACGUCAAGGACUUACACUCUUACAUUUACGGAACUAGUAUAAUGAAGGGAAGUGGAGAAUACUGUAUAUCACAUAUCCUCGCGCCUGGGGCAUACGCUAGAAUACCUAUAGUAGAUAGAAUAAAUAGAUUGAAAGUUCCCGUUACCAUCAUGUACGGUGAUAAUGACUGGAUGGAUGUAGAAGGCGGUAAAGCAUCUGUAGAAGCUCUGAAACAAGCUGGAAAUAAUAACGCAUCAUGUCAUGUCGUGCCUAAAGCUGGUCAUCAUCUAUAUCUCGAUAAUCCUGAUUAUACAAACAAUUUACUGGAUCAAGCGAUUAAAGCAAUUCCCCAAGCGCAAGUAUCCCCUUAG